AUGGGUGACAUUCACGAGCGUUGCUUGAACGAAUGGCUUAUGCGUUCUAAUAAUAAUGAUCGGUGUGAAAUUUGUCAAGAAAAGUAUUGCAAAUCAGGAAAUAUUUUGCAGCCUAUUUGGAAAUGGCAGAAGCCACAAAUUGAAAUGACAAAUAUCGUAGAAGUUUCAUCAGUGAUAUGCUUAUCAUUAUGCUUAUGGUAUAUGAUAACACUUACUGUUGAACGAGAAUUCUUCGAGAGAGUUUUCACUGCGGGUUUACCUCCUCGGUCUCCCGAUAUAGCACGCAUCUUGGUAACUCUUCUCAUUAUAUCAACGUUAUUCGGUGGUUUGAUGAAUACAGUAAUGCGAAUUUGGCAUUAUAUCAAUAAACAACGUGCUAUACGGUUUAUGGACUCAGAUGUCAAUAAAAAGGCAUCAAAGUGA
This is a messenger RNA of Thelazia callipaeda (thelaziosis nematode), 423 nucleotides long. The record is from the annotation of a GenBank genome assembly. NCBI's taxonomy places the organism in Eukaryota, Metazoa, Nematoda, Chromadorea, Rhabditida, Thelaziidae.